This is a messenger RNA of Penicillium nucicola, 1482 nucleotides long. RefSeq names its product arylsulfotransferase family protein. The coding region runs from base 1 to 1482 and encodes 493 amino acids. The record is from RefSeq and is a predicted model, not a curated record. The transcript has a single exon. Lineage: Eukaryota; Fungi; Ascomycota; Eurotiomycetes; Eurotiales; Aspergillaceae.
AUGAAGUGGUACACCGCAGGAAGCACUCUGCUUCUGUCUCUUCAGGCAGCGGCAUGGGACUACUCUACCUAUUCGUCUAUGGAUUUCCAGCCUCCUAAGUUGGAGGUCAACAAAACUGGAACUACCGAUCCCGGGUAUAUCUUCCUCGGACCUCGUGGUGGCGUUCAGGCGGCUGGCUCCGCGGCGCUUAUCUACGAUGAUGCCGGCAACUUGGUCUAUGAAGGACCUGAAGAGGUCACUGCCAACUUCCGAACCCAGCAGCUCGAUGGCCAGGAUGUUAUCACCUUCUGGGCUGGUGACAUGAUGUCCAUUGGCUACGGUUACGGCACAAUCCACAUCCUUGACAACACUUACAAGGAGAUCUACACCGUCACUCUCACUGGCGCAUUUGUGACUCCUGACAACUCUGUCAAGGAUAGUUACUGUGACCUCCACGAGAGUGAAAUUACUCCUAGUGGCACCAUUAUUUGCACCGCCUAUAAUGUUACUCAGCACGACCUGACCUCGAUCAACGGCACUUCCUCUUCGUGGAUGUUGGACAGCCAAUUCCACGAGAUUGACAUCAAAACCAACCAGGUCAUCAAUUCGUGGAGUGCCCUCGACCACGAGGAUCAGAUUCCUCUGACUACCUCCCAUCAGGGUCUCGGCAAGGACGUUGGCACCGAGCAGUCCGACCCCUACGACGCUUACCACAUCAACGCCAUCGAAGCUACAAACCACGGAUACAUCAUUUCCUUGCGCCACAUGUGGUCCGGCUACUAUCUUGCCCAGAACGGCACCAUUUUGUGGACCGUCGAUGGUGAGGAUGGCGGAGAUUUCGAGCAAAUCAACAACCCCGGCUUCUCUUGGCAGCAUGACAUUCGCGUGUAUAACGAGACCGAUUCCAGCCUUGUGGUGAGUCUGUUCAACAACGCCAACACCCCCACCGACCAAGAAUCCGAAACCACCGGUGUGAGCAUGGCCAUCGACCUGGUCAAGAAGACCGUCACUGGUCUUCGCUCCCUCACCGACCCCAACGACCCCAUCCACUCCGUCAGCCAGGGUAGCUACCAACUUCUCAGCGAGGUGGACAGCCACGUCUUCAUGGACUACGGUUCCAUCUCCAAGGUGAAAGAAUUCGACGGUGACGGCAACGUUGUCUUCAGCGCUCAGUUCGGUGAGGACAACGCUGUCGCUUCCUACCGUGGUUACCGCUGCCAGUGGGCUGCCACUCCUUUCUGGAACCCCUCUGUUAUCGCCUCCAAGACCGACUCUAAUGUCACAGUCUACAUGAGCUGGAAUGGUGCUACGGAGUAUGACAACUGGGUUGUCUAUUCUGCCUCUGAUAACACUACCACCAGCACAAACACCAAGAUUGGUUCUGGUGACCGCACUGGCUUUGAGACUGCUCUCACUGUCGAUAUUCCCUCUGACCAGUACAUCCAGGUUGUCGCUCAGCAGGGUGAUAAUGUCCUCGGUACUUCCGAGUUUGUGACUUUCUAA